AGUUUUAGUUGAAAGAUCGCCAUUUGUAAGCGAUAGACAAAACAAAAGUUCAAUUUUGUAAGAAUUGAAAAGAAACUAUUAAAAAUGAUGUUUUAAAAAAUUUCAUUUUCGUUUAACUAGUGCAAAAUAUCGGCUUAACAAAAUGCCUACAUCGUGUAGUGUGUAUGGUUGUAGUAAUAGAUUUUCCAAAGAGAAAAAAAUUCAAUUUUUUACUUUUCCAUUCAAGGAUGAGCAUAGACUCGCAGCUUGGAUAACAGCAGUUCAUAGAAAAGAUUGGAAGCCUUCUAAGGCAAGUAGAAUUUGUAGUGCGCAUUUCAAGCCGCAAGAUUUCUUGCAUCGUCCUAGUACAGCUUGGUAUCCAUAUAUCAGACGUUUAAAGCACGACGCUGUUCCAUCUGUAUUUUCAAACUAUUCUGAUACUUUGGAAUCGAACAAGUCAAAAUUAAAAAAAGAAAAAAUUAUGACAUCUGCUAGAAGUGAGCCCAAAUGUUCUAACAAAUCAGAACAAAGUUUUGACGAUCGACAAUUAUAUUCUAAUGGAUUAAACAAAAUAACUUUAGAAGUAAAAAACAACGAGGAACAAAUGGAAGUUAAAUUUACAGACUCGAAAAAAGAUUUAAUAAUUGAUAAAUUGCAACAUAAAAUUCAUAUAUUGAAACGACAAAUAAAUAAAAAAGAUACAAAAAUAGAACGUAUGAAAGAAUUGAUAUCACGUUUGCGAAAAAGAAGAAUCUAUAAUCUUUCUUGGAAAUUAUUAAAAGAUAAUAGAAUGUACAUUCUUACUCGACAAAGUCGUCGUAAAUCUGUGGCGCCACAGAUAAGUUAA
Molecule: messenger RNA, 826 nt
Organism: Vespa crabro (European hornet)
Lineage: Eukaryota; Metazoa; Arthropoda; Insecta; Hymenoptera; Vespidae
Product: THAP domain-containing protein 1-like
Exons: 2
Coding region: 143-826 (227 amino acids)
Source: RefSeq, a predicted model, not a curated record